CACCGCCCCCGCCACCCCCACCAGUACCUUCACAGUCUUCAGAAGGGGUAGGUGGUGGUGAGCCAAAACCGAAGAGGCAAAGGAGGGAGAGGCGAAAACCUGCAGCACAGCCACGGAAGCGGAAGCCUAGACGGGCUGCUCCGAUUGUGGAGCCUCAAGAACCAGAGAUCAAACUUAAAUAUGCUACCCAGUCUGUAGAUAAAACUGACUCCAAGAAUAAGUCCUUUUUCCCUUAUAUUCAUGUGGUAAACAAGUGUGAAUUAGGCGCUGUGUGCACAAUCAUUAAUGCGGAGGAAGAGGAGCAGAACAAAUUGGUGAGGGGUCGGAAAGGACAGAGGUCUUCAACCCCCCCUCCUAGCAAUGCGGAGAGCAAAGUGCUGCCCACCUCAACUUUCAUGCUGCAGGGCCCUGUAGUAACAGAGUCUUCUGUCUUAGGGCAUCUGGUUUGCUGCCUGUGUGGCAAAUGGGCCAGCUAUCGUAACAUGGGUGACCUCUUUGGUCCUUUCUACCCCCAGGAUUACGCAGCCACCUUGCCCAAGAACCCACCUCCAAAGAGGGCUACAGAAAUGCAGAGCAAGGUCAAGGUACGGCACAAAAGCGCUUCUAAUGGUUCCAAGACAGAUACAGAAGAGGAAGAGGAACAGCAACAACAGAAGGAACAAAGAAGCCUAGCUGCUCAUCCCCGCUUUAAGAGGCGGCACCGCUCUGAGGACUGUAGCGGAGCCUCUCGGUCACUUUCAAGGGGAGCUUCUUGUAAAAAAGUAACCACUGACGGUGGCAGUGGUGGUGAAAAGACUCCUUUGGACUCAAAACCCUCUAUGCCCACUUCAGAAGGUGGCACUGAGCUGGAGUUACAAAUUCCUGAACUACCUCUUGACAGCAAUGAAUUUUGGGUCCAUGAGGGUUGUAUUCUCUGGGCCAAUGGGAUCUACCUGGUCUGUGGCAGGCUCUAUGGGCUGCAGGAAGCUGUGGAGAUCGCAAGAGAGAUGAAAUGUUCCCAUUGCCAGGAACCAGGAGCCACCUUAGGCUGCUACAACAAAGGCUGCUCCUUCCGAUACCAUUACCCAUGUGCCAUCGAUGCAGAUUGUUUACUAAACGAAGAGAAUUUCUCAGUGAGGUGCCCCAAGCACAAGGUUAGGCUGUUGAGAUAAAAAGCGGUGGACAUUCGUGACUGAAUGGAAUCUCUCCCACUGUGCAGCCAUGCCCCCUCUCGACGUGCCUGCCAAUGCCAGCACUUCCUUCAUAAAUUCUUACAUCACACUCAAGACUGAUGACAUCACAGAAUCUGACCAAGGAGUCUGAACCAGCUGUUUCCAUGGACACAAUCUCCAUAGUGACAGUGGGAAGGGGAGGGGGAAAAAGGAAACAGGUGGGGGGAAUUAAAGAGGGAGGGAUAAAUAUAUAUAUAUAUAAAGAUCUAUUUUUUAGUCUUGAAAGACUUUGUUUUAAAUGAAAGGUGCGCUAUAUCCCUUUUGAUGCUUUUGAUUAAAAUUAACAAAAACCCAUAUAAAUUAAAAAAGAAAACUGUAGCUAAAGUAAAUAUUAAAUCCAAAAUCAAAGCAAGGCUCGUGGAGCCUAACACUUUGUGGGAAAGAAUAGCGGAACUGGGAGUACUCCAGACGGGACUUGUCUCCCUUCCUCUUGCUUUCUUUCUCACAACAUCCAAGGAAGUUCAAUUUUAAAAGGCAAAUAAAAACAUGAUAAAUUGUUCGUAGGGUGUGGGAGGAAGGCUUGGAUGGUUGCAGGUGAUGGGGUGUCAGUACUUGUGUAUGCGGGGUAGGGAGGUUAUUGUUUUUGAGAAACACCGUAUAUUAAUAGUGGAAGUUUGAAAAACAUCUGAAGACUCUCAGGUCAUGAGACUCAUGAAGUAAGAGGUAGCUGCUGCUUGCUAGAUCCCGUGUACCUUGUUUGUGUGGGAAUGUCUGUACUGUGCAGGGUUGCCCUCUGUGGCAAUGACAUGCACCCCCAAACCAUUCCAAGAAGCUGCCUUCAGUUUUGAAGGUAGGUGAGAGGAAGAUACGGUUUACCUGCCAGAUGGGGGAACUGGAAAGGAGGUCUGAAUGUUGGUGGAGUCAAUGUGUCUUCAAACUGAUCAGGAAAAUCCACUUAGCCCUUUUUUUUGUUUUAUGUUUUGCUUUUCCUAAGGAAGGAAGAGGGAAUGUCAGUGUAACAGCCUACACUAUAU
Molecule: messenger RNA, 2185 nt
Organism: Nipponia nippon (crested ibis)
Lineage: Eukaryota; Metazoa; Chordata; Aves; Pelecaniformes; Threskiornithidae
Source: RefSeq, a predicted model, not a curated record